AAACCUCCAAGCGCGAGCCCGCUCGCUCGCACUGACUGGUGACGUAAAAGCGACAAUGCCUGCUGUCAAAAUAAGGCGGAAUUGUAUUGAAUUUUACAGUAUUUUGGAGAAUUUUUUUACCUAUUCAGUUCUAGUAAAUAUACACAAUUACUAUAUAUUUUUCCACCGAAGAAAUUGUGGCAGGCAUGGACAAUAAUUUAGAACACAAAUUAAAGCCAACUAAGCAGGAAUCCUACGCACUAAAUAAACAAGGGACCAAUAACCAAAACGGCAACGAGGAUGUAGAACUCAGAAAUUUCGAUACAAUAGACGUGGAAGUAAAAGACUCAUUCACAACGUACAACGUCGAUAAGCUUUGCUUGUCACGCGGCAUUACAGUCAAAAAACUCCAAAAUGAGAACAAGAAAUUGAAAAACGAUUUGGAGAAAGCUGGUCUCGAUCUGGAAUCGUCUAGAAGAAAGUUCGAAGCUGUAACAGGCGAGUUAAAGAAACAACUAGAUGUGGCCCAGAAACGGGAAUCUGAAGGGAUAGCAACGACGCUCGACUUGCGUUUGGAAAAUGAGAAAUUGCAUGUUUUAUUGGAAUCCAAGCAAAGUUUGGUAGACAAACUUAAGAAGGAGUUGUUGAAUGCGAAACGAGCGCUGAAGGUGGCGAUUAAAGACAUGUGCACUGUGUCCGGGGCGUCACGUGGCUUCGAUGGUGGUCUCGAGGACCGGCAUUCACCGAUCGCCCGGAGCUCGUGUCCCAGAAACUCCAAAGUCAAGGUCAAGGUCAGAUUCGCGGACAAUAACUCGGACUCUCUGAAGAACAGGCAAACUUAAGUUUUUUUCGUUGUUCGAAUAUAAUUAUAAAACUUGGUACCUACAGUGAAGUGUGAGGUCACUGAUAGGGUCACCAUCAGCGAAUAGGGACCGUGCGCGUUGGAGGGCCUGCCACGUUAUCGUCUGUACGGUCAGCCAAGAAAGUGGUUUACCACUUUUCGACUCUAUCAUCUGAUUGAUAGAGUCGAAAAGUGGUAAACCACUUUCUUGGCUGACUGUACAUAGAAAACUUACACUUGGCAUUGACACAUAAAUCAUAAAUUAUUUAUUUGCGUGAAUAGGAUCAGAUUACAGACCCACAUCCACUUCACAUCAACCCUUUAAACGCCACGCCUAUCGUUCGCAGCGCGUCAUUGUGAAACUUGUACAUAUCUAGAAUGCACUAAGGUUGAUAGUAGGAUGAAGACGCGCGCGUCAGUUGACGUCCUUGUUGGUGAAAAGGUUUCACCAGAUGGUUGAUCCUACAGUUCUCGCACGCUCCUUUACGCGUUAACCUUUUCAACGCCGCGCGUAUUGUGCGCGCUGCGUCAUCGUGAACCUUGUCAUCUAGAAUGCAC
Molecule: messenger RNA, 1378 nt
Organism: Cydia splendana
Lineage: Eukaryota; Metazoa; Arthropoda; Insecta; Lepidoptera; Tortricidae
Exons: 2
Coding region: 186-821 (211 amino acids)
Source: RefSeq, a predicted model, not a curated record